Messenger RNA from Phoenix dactylifera (date palm), 1398 nucleotides. NCBI's taxonomy places the organism in Eukaryota, Viridiplantae, Streptophyta, Magnoliopsida, Arecales, Arecaceae. The record is from RefSeq and is a predicted model, not a curated record.
AUGCCAGCUGGGCCAGUUCCAAAUACUAUAGCCACUCAAGCAGAUCUUGCUGGUAUAUGCCAAGUGGUGGCACAGCUUUUUCAGCAGCAACAGCAGACGCAACUCACCUUCCGACCUGUAUCGUCCACAAAUACCUAUUAUGAGAAUUUUCGGAGGCUGCAUCCCUCAAUGUUUGAGGGAGGGGCUGAUUACUUGGCUGCUGAGACCUGGAUUCGGAAGAUAGAGGAGAUGUAUGAUGCCCUACAAUUUCUCGAGGAGGUCAAGGUCAAAUUGGCGGUUCCUAUGCUCAGAGGAAACGCUAAGUUCUGGUGGAUAGCUAUGAAGGCUGCUGUUCAAGGAAAUGGUGAACAACUGACAUGGAAGGAAUUCAAAGAUCGAGAAUAUGACAGCAAGGUUAAUGAAUUGGGCAGGUUUUGUCCUCAGUUUAUGGAGGAAGAGAUAAGUAAAGCUAAUAGGUUUGAACAAGGCCUGAGAUAUGGGACCAGGUCUAGGUUGGCUGUUCUGAUUUUCACAAGCUACUUGGAUGUAUUGGAAAGGGCUCUGAAAUUGGAAGCUGAAUUGAACAAGGCAGAAAAGGAAAGAGAUGAUCUGAAGAGGUCCAGGAUUAGGCAUAUUGCACGUGAUUGUCGGCAGAAGAAGAAUGACCCUAUGCCUACUGGAUCAGGGGAUCAGAAGCAGAAGGGGACUGCUCGGGUCUUUGCAUUGACUCAGCAGGAUGUCAGUGCAAGUGACAGUGUGGUGACAGAUACUCAAACUAAGACAAGACUAGAUGAUAUUCCUAUUGUGGGAGAAUACCCUAAUGUUUUUCCUGAUGACCUACCUGGACUGCCCCCUGAUCGGAAGAUUGAUUUUAAGAUUGAUCUUGUAUCGGGAGUUGGACCGAUCUCCAAGCCUCCUUAUCAGAUGGCAUCGGCAGAGUUGAGAGAACUGAAAGCUCAACUACAAGAACUCCUAGAGAAGAAGUUCAUCCAGCCUAGUGUUUCUCCAUGGGGAGCUCCGGUGUUGUUUGUAAAUAAGAAGGAUGGGAGCAUGAGGAUGUGUAUUGACUAUAGGGAGUUGAAUAAAGUAACUGUAAAGAACAAGGUCUUCAAGGAGUUUCUGGAUCAGUUUGUUAUUGUAUUUAUUGAUGACAUACUGGUUUAUUCCAAGAGCAAGGAAGAGCAUGAACAUUAUUUGAGAAUUUCAGUGGACUCAAAGAAGAUUGAAGCAGUAGUGAACUGGCCUCGUCCUACUAAUGUGACGGAGAUCAGAAGCUUCUUGGGUCUAGCUGGAUACUACAGGAGGUUUGUGGAGGGAUUUUUUCGGAUAAACACCCCUUUGACUCGUUUGAUUGAAAAACGAGCAAAGUACGACUGGAGUGGAGAAUGUGAGCAGAGUUUUCAGGAAUUGAAGCAGUGA